Messenger RNA from Mercenaria mercenaria, 4822 nucleotides. RefSeq lists its product as uncharacterized. Lineage: Eukaryota; Metazoa; Mollusca; Bivalvia; Venerida; Veneridae. Gene Ontology annotation, molecular function: calcium ion binding. The record is from RefSeq and is a predicted model, not a curated record. The coding region runs from base 278 to 4789 and encodes 1503 amino acids. The transcript has 18 exons.
UACUAAGCGAACUCUCAGUGGAAACACGUUGACGAUCGAGGAUGGUAAUGGAGAUAAGUUGCAAACAGUAUUUAACAACAGAAGUCAGCUUAUCGGGUUUAGCGACGGGGGUGGUAAUGAAUACAGAAUAAAUCUUAACAGAAAUGGAAGUAUUCGAAGCAUAAUAUUCCCAGACGGAUCCAUCAAAACUUAUUUAUACUCUCAAAAUGGACACACAGUUAAAACACAAAAUAAUGGUGUCAAAACGUUUGUUUAUAACGAAAAAAAGCAAUUGACAAUGAAGGAUAUUGGUAACACGUCUGUCUGUGCAUACAAUUACGAUGAAAAUGGAAAUUUGUUACGUGCAGAGAAUGAAAAUGGGGAAAUUGAAUUUUCUUACACAAAGAAUAAUGUUAAAACUAUUUCAUAUUCUGAUGUUUCAAUUUAUUAUAGGUACAAUGAAAAAGGGAUUUUGUCAAAUCUUUCAACGAACAAAGAUUAUUUCGUUCAUUAUGACUAUAAUGAUCUUAACAAGCUUACGCGUGUUACGACUGAAGACGAUAAGGUAAUUCUCACAGCAGAAUAUAACUCAAUGGGCAAAAUUGUGAAGAAAUUACUAGGUAACAACAUUACAACCACUUAUAGCUAUGACUCUGUCACAGGUUUGCUUCGAAAUUUAACCAAUUAUUUCAAAAAUGGUUCAGUGGCAUCCUACUUCAUAUAUGACUACUCUCUUCAUCUCAGACGUGUAUCUGUGGAUACGCAUGAGGGGAAAUGGAAGUUCAGGUAUGAUCGCGCUGGACAAAUUGUUUCUAUGACUGAGCCAAAAGGUUCAGUAACCAAAUACAUCUACGACAAUAGGAAGAAUAGAAAAAUGGUGACAGUAAACGGAUUUGACUACGAAACUGAAGUAAACAGUAUGAACCAAUACAGAAAGUAUAGAAAUAGAACGUACUCGUACGAUAAAAAUGGUAACAUGAAUUUUCGAGACGGUUCGAAUCCGGAGUACUUUUCAUUUGAUGAAGAUAAUAAACUGUCAUCGUAUAAGUCUAAAUCAAUGAAAUGCAUUUUCAAAUAUGACUCACUUGAAAAUUUAUACGCCAAAACAUGUAGUAAUACUACAACACGAUACAUCAUAAAUCCUAGAGGAAACCAUGGAUCUGAUAUUAUUGAACAGAUAAUCAACGACAAUGGCAAACAAUCUAGAGUUCGGUUUUAUCAUGGUGGAGAUGGCAUUGGCCUUAUUGCUGCUCAGUAUGACAACGGAAGUAUUGUUUACUUCACGUACGACCCAACUGGGACUGUUCAAGAAAUAUUGAAUGAGGAUGGAGAUUUACUCAACAAUUACUUCACUGAUCCGUUUGGUCAAGAAAUCGCUUCAAAAAGGAAGAUCAAAUCAAUGUUUACUUUUGUUGGACAAUGGGGUGUGGUCGCUUUUGAAGAGAUUCCAGAUACAUAUUUUAUGCGCUCUAGGGUGUACGACAGCUAUACAGGAAGAUUUUUUAGCACUGACGCAUAUGGGCUAAAGGCUCACAGCAAAAACCUGUAUGCUUAUUGUUCAAAUAAUCCUGUGCACUUUAAUGAUCCAAAAGGAGAUUUUCUGCAAAUAUUAGGUGGUGCUGCAGUUGGAUCAGCCGUUGGUGCAUUUGAUUAUACAUUAAGUACACCAAAAGAUGAGUUUUCUUGGGGAGACGCAACGGGAGCAGCUGUUGCAGGAGGGAUAGCGGGAGGAAUUUCGGCAAGUGGGUUAGGUGUCGUAGCUGGAGUGACUUUCAAAGUUGCUGCUGACUUAGGUGGCGAAAGGUUAAGGAGAUUGAUAGACCACCAACCUUACACUUUCAAAGACAUGAGUGGGGACUUUAUGAAAUACUCAAUAGGACAGGCUGAAAACAAGAUAUUCGGUUUACCUGGCAAAAUACUUAAAAGAAUAUUUCAGGUUUAUUAUCGGUACGAAGAAUACAUAAACGGCAUCCAGCCGGAAAUAUGUAGGAUUCCUAAGAAAUGGUUACAAGGACUUGAGAAAAGCUUUGUUGAAUGGGUUGUAUCAAGGGAUCCGAAUGAUAUUCUAGGACCCACUGGAUUUGGAGCAGCAAGGUUUAUAAACAAAGAAUCAAGACUGACAUACAAAAUAAGAUUUGAAAAUGAUGAAAAUGCAACAGCUCCAGCUCAAAGAGUUUACAUCGAGCAUAAGUAUAAUGAAAACUUAGAUCCGAGGACAUUUCGACUGGAAGAUGUUGUUUUCGGAAAUUAUAAAAAACAGGUUAACAGCAAGAUUUUGCAGGAUAAAAUAGAUCUUACGAGCGAGCAUGGAAUUGUGCUACGGGCAUUUUCGGGCCUUGAUUUAGUGAAACAGACAGUAGUUUGGGAAUUCCAGUCACUUGAUCCACAAACAGGUGAGGCACCAGUAGAUCCAGGUAUAGGAUUCCUUCCGCCAAACAAUGGGACAUCUGGGCAAGGUUAUGUGACAUUCUCUAUUCAGCCACACGAAGAUGUUGAGCAUUUAUCUACAAUACACGCCAAUGCUUCUAUAUACUUUGAUGAAAAUGAUCCCAUUGAUACACCAAAUAUAUUUAACACGAUUGACGUCAUGCCACCUGCUGUGAACGGAUCAGUUUUAACGGAGACCGAAUCACAAGAUUCUGUGACGUUAUCGUUCGACACCAUAGACUGGGGAGCAGGAGUGAAAUAUGUUGAUUUGUUUCAGUAUCAAGAUAACUGUUUUUCCAUGUUUAAACCCGGACUAACGGAAGAUAUCUAUGUCAUGCCCCUCCGCCCUGGUGAAUCAUACAUAUUAGCGGCAGUUGGCACCGACCAUGUUGGCAACCGAAUAAAAAUUCAGAACAUUGGACCAGAAAACAUGAUGAAUGUUACUUCUAAAAAAUUAAUGGCCGACUGUCUUUGUUCCGGUAAUGGCAACUGCAGUUCUGGAACAAAUGUUUGUAUUUGUUUUGAUGGAUUUUACGGACCAAACUGCAAUUCUAGUGUACCGCCACCGGAACCACCAGUUUUAGAACUUACAUCAACAGAUGUUGGAUAUGUUAAUGUGCCCAUUGAAUUAACCAUUUCUGCAAGAAAUCUGUCUGGAUCGCUAGAAGAGAUAGAAAUAUUCAUCACGGGAUUCCAGAACGACACAGUAUUUUCUAAAGGAAUUCUACUAGCAAGUGGCGAGCUUCAUUUAACAUACAAAGAUUUCGGACGGCUCGAUAUGACCACACAAAUAUUUGGAAAUUUAAAUCUAAAUAUAACUGUUGUUCAGACAUCUACAGACUGGAGCUUUACCAGAUCGGGUAUAAUGAGUAUCAAGGUGUAUAAAAAUCCCACGACAGUAGACAUUCAGCUUCAAGGCUGCUUUUUCGAAUAUAAUGAUACUUUUGCUGCUUUGUUGAACUCGUCUGUUGUAUUCGAGGACAGAAAUGAAACUGGGCCAGAUAAUAGUUCACACAUUGCACCUCAUUCUGUACUAUUAAACCUACCUCCAGGGGUAGAUCCACUAACGGAAGAAAAACUCGGAGAGAAUAUGGCAUACAAAAUUGAUGAUAUGCUUGUCAACAGUGUUCUUCUUGUACACACAUCACCAGAACCAUUUACACUAUCAGUUGACGUUCAUAUAGACCAAAGUGGUUUUCCAUUGCCUACAUAUUCACGGAAACUAGAGAUAACACAGUUCUGUGUCGAAGAAUGCGAUCCAGAUAAGUAUGGAAUGAGCUGCGACAGAAGCUGCGAUUGUAACUUGCAAAAUACGGUGCAAUGUGAUAGGUUUGAUGGAACAUGCAACUGCGUUUCGGGAUGGCAAGGGCUUACUUGCAAUGAUUCAGUGUGCUCCUGCAUAUCUAACCAUACAGAGAGUUGUGAUCCAGAGACCAGAAUGUGCUUAUGCAACCGCCAUUGGUCUGGCAACAGUUGUGAAGUGGAUGUUAAUGAAUGCAGCAAUACUUCUCUUUGUGGCAAUUAUCCUUACACAACCUGUGUGAAUAAGGAAUGGGGAUAUGAUUGUCUCUGUGAUGCUGGAUAUAAACUUGAAAAUGACACAUGUGUUGAAUGCGGUCCAGAUAAGUAUGGAAUGAACUGCGAAGGAACAUGCCGUUGUAAUUUGCAAAAUACUGUGCAGUGUAAUAGGUUUAAUGGAACAUGCGAUUGCGCUUUAGGAUGGCAAGGGCUUACUUGCGAUGAUUCAGUAUGCUCCUGCAUAUCUAACCAUACAGAAAGGUGUGAUCCAGAGACCAAAAUGUGCUUUUGCAACCGCCAUUGGUCUGGCAACAAUUGCGAAAUUGAUGUAAAUGAAUGUGGCAAUACUUCUAUUUGUGGCAAUUAUCCACACACAUCCUGUGUCAAUAAGGAAUGGGGAUAUGAUUGUCUCUGUGAAGCUGGAUAUAAACUUGAAAAUGAUAAUUGUGUUGAAUGUGGAAAUACAAAAUAUGGGUUAAACUGCGAUCAAACAUGUCACUGCAAUUGGAACCACACAAGACAUUGUGACAAGAUCACCGGAUUGUGUGUGUGUGAAGCAGAGUGGAAAGGGCUUACUUGCAAUGAGUCAGCGUGUCCUUGCAUUGCAAAUAAUACGGUUAAGUGUGAACCUGAAUCUGAAUCAUGUCUAUGUCAAAAAGAGUGGACAGGCGGCAGAGGUGAGACAGAUGUUGAUGAAUGUCAAAACAAAUCUGUAUGUGCCAACAUUCCGCACACUGUUUGUGUGAAUAGAGACUGGGGAUAUAACUGUGUUUGCAGUGCUGGAUAUCAAUCUGAGAAUGGGAGUUGCGUUGGUAAGUUGUUUUUUUUUUAUCACAUCUUAUAUAAAGGAACCAAUAUGAACUAAACUUAAAAUGUCAACCUAGAAAUAUCGUCUAGU